Molecule: messenger RNA, 992 nt
Organism: Mercenaria mercenaria
Lineage: Eukaryota; Metazoa; Mollusca; Bivalvia; Venerida; Veneridae
Product: C1q-related factor-like
Exons: 4
Coding region: 60-647 (195 amino acids)
Molecular function (GO): protein binding
Source: RefSeq, a predicted model, not a curated record
CAAAUCGUUAUCAUUUUAAGUUGUUCCGCGUUUCGAAAGAAUUUCGUCGCGAAGUAGUGAUGUUCUUUAAAACAUUACCACUUUUUACUUUCUUUUCUAUAUUUCUUGUUUCGUGUAAAUGCAAGAAUUUGACUAUAGAGGAAUGUCUCACAAAGAUUGAAAAACUGGAUGAAAGACUCCAAAAUCUGGAGAGUAUUUCAAGCGAUUCCCGCAGUAUGUUACUACCAUCCGGUGGAUCAGUCCAUUCUAAAGUAGCAUUUUAUACACAACUGUCUAAAGAUGUCGAUCACCUUGGCAACCAUCAAACUAUUGUAUUUGAUACCGUUACUACUAAUAUUGGAGGCGGGUACAAUCCGGCCGAUGGAAUAUUUACGGCCCCAGUCACAGGGACAUACGUGUUUUUCUGGCUGAAUACUAAUAGAGAUCGUAGUUCUAUGGACACUGAGCUAGUGAAAAACGCUGUUGUUGUUGGAAAAUCGUUUUCAGAUGCAUACCAACAUCUGGAUUAUGCAGCGUCUUCCAACACAGCUGUUUUGCAAACCACAAGAGGAGACGAGAUCUGGGUUCGGUCUGGGACUCGGCACAGCAAUGUGAUCACUGGAGAGUACUUCUCAACGUUUUCUGGCUGGCUCCUGUACGAAGGCUGAAUUGAAUAGCUUCCUGUCGUCUGCAACACUGUAUGUAUUAUAUAUACUGAACAAAACAGCUAUCCCACAAUUUGCUUUUUUGCCAAUAUCUUAAAAUUACUAUAAAUUAUGCAUACGUUUAAAUCAGUAUGUUGUUAAUAACAAUCAUAAUUUUAAAAAUAUGGAAAUACGUAAAGAUAUAACUUUAUUCAUUUCCCUUUCACGCUCAUUUUUUUUUUAAAAAUCACAAAAUACACGUGCAUAAAAGCUAUGUUUUGAUAAACGGAUGAAUACAAUUUAUUAAAAUAAACAGAUGUAUUAAUUAUUAUCUUUUUACGAGGAAAUGGUUAAAUAUCAUAAAAGCAU